Molecule: messenger RNA, 1728 nt
Organism: Trichoplax adhaerens
Lineage: Eukaryota; Metazoa; Placozoa; Uniplacotomia; Trichoplacea; Trichoplacidae
Exons: 2
Coding region: 1-1728 (575 amino acids)
Molecular function (GO): very-long-chain fatty acyl-CoA dehydrogenase activity; fatty-acyl-CoA binding; flavin adenine dinucleotide binding
Source: RefSeq, a predicted model, not a curated record
AUGAAUCGAGAUGAUUCAUUCGCUAGAGGAAUAUUUAGCGGCAAAGUAAAAACCAAACGAUUCCAUCCUUAUCUUGAUACAUUAAAUGACGAAGCGAGAGAGACAUUAAGGAUAAUGUUAAAUAAUUUCGAAAAGUAUUUUGCUGAAGUUCAUGAUGCCAAACAGAACGAUACCGAUGAAACUACUCUAGAAAAACCAUUUGCUAUGUUUAAGGAAAUUGGAGGACUGGGACUUAAAGCUCCAGAGAAAUACGGUGGACUUGAGUUCAAUUAUGCCCAAUUUAGUCGAGUGGUAGAAGUAUUUGGAAAGUAUGAUUUAUCAUUUACGAUUACUGCGGGUGUACAUCAAUCUAUUGGAUAUCAAGGCCUUGUGUUAUUUGGUACUGAAGAGCAGAAGCAAAAAUAUCUACCUGAUCUGGCUGCAGGUAAAAAGAUAGCAGCUUUUGCCCUAACGGAACCUACAGCAGGUUCAGAUGCUGCUGCUUUACGGACUAAGGCAGUUCUGGAUAACGAUGGUAAGCAUUACAUAUUAAAUGGUAAUAAAUUGUGGACUACCAAUGGUGGCAUUGCCGGUAUCAUCACUGUUUUUGCACGAGUUGAACGUAGAAAAGAAGAUCCUGAAGACACGGCUGAAGGCAUAACAGCUUUCAUUAUAGAAAAAGAUUUUCCUGGCGUAUCCAAUGGUCCUCCAGAAAAGAAAAUGGGUUUGAGGUCGUGUAAUACUGCAGCUCUUUAUUUUGAUAAUGUCAAAGUUCCAGUCGAGAAUGUAAUAGGGAAAGUAGGAGAAGGUUUUAAAAUUGCUCUGAGUAUUGUCAAUACUGGUCGAUUUGGAAUAAAUGCAUCUUUAGUGGGCACAACUCGGGAGUUAGUUCGCCGGGCUAGUGAUCACGUCAACACUAGGGUUCAAUUUAAUCAAAAAUUAAUCGAAUUUCAAGCGAUUCAAGAAAAAUUAGCCAAAAUGGCCAUGUUUCAUUAUGCGAUUGAAUCGAUUACACUUUUCCUUUGCAAUAAUAUGGAUGGAGGUAUAACGGAUAUUCAGCUAGAAACCGCCAUGAGUAAAAUAUUUACAACAGAAGCUGCUUGGUAUUGUAUCGAUGAAUGUAUUCAAGUUUUAGGUGGGAAUGGAUAUAUGAGAGAUAAUGACAUUGAACGCCAUUUACGAGAUGCUCGGGUAUUUCGUAUUUUUGAGGGAGCUAACGAUACUUUAAGAUUAUUUGUUGCGUCUACUGGUAUUCAAGCAGCCGCUAAGAGAAUGAGAGAGAGUCAGAAAUCAAUGAAAGACUGUGGAUCGCAAGAAUCAGAUAAAGAGCAAGGUAAUAGUGAUUUAGUUGAAGCCGUUGCCACUCCUUUACGUGAUUCUGCAUUGAAAGUUACACAACGUGUUGAAGAAUUUUCAUCAGCAGUCAAACUAUUGCUACACAAGCAUGGCAAAGAUAUUGGCAAUCAGCAAUUUUUAUUGACACGUUUGGCUAAUUCUGCUGUCGAUUUAUUUGCUAUGACUGCUGUACUUACUAGAGCUACUGGUGCCAUUAAUAAAGGCUUGGCAAGCUCUAAUCACGAGCAGCUAUUAGCUAAGACAUUUGUAGUUGAGGGCUGUACACGCGUAAAAAGAGAUCUUCAAGCAAUUAAAGAUCCGGAAAAUUUAACCACUUUUGCAGCUUUCUCUCAAAUAGCAAGCGACAUUAGUCAAAACGACGCCAUAGUAGCUACUCGGCCGUUAGGUUUCUAG